GGAUGGCUGUGAGCCUGUCAGUGUGGGCCGAGGGCCUCCCCUCCCCGCCGCUCUGUGCCUGCGCGGUGGGCUUGCGCUGGGGUAUUUACGGUAAGGUGGACGCGGCGGCAGUGGCAGCUCCGUGUCAGGUGAUCUGAGCGGAGGAGCCGCCUGGAGUCGGAGAGGAAAAUGCAAGAUGGCCCGACGGGGCCGUGAGGGGUUCCCCGCCGCCCCCUCCCCGCCCGGACCCCGGCAGCGCAGGGCCAGCGGCGAGCGCUGAGGCCAGCCCCGCCGCGCUAGAGCCCGUCCCCGGGAGGGGGACCGAGCCAUGGGGCUCUGCUACAGUUUGCGCCCGCGGCUCUUCGGGGACCCCGGCGGAGGCGGCUCCAUCUCCAGCGCCGCUUCGGAGCCCGAGCAGCCCGCCGAGCACACGGCCCCCCCGCCGCAGCCGCUCGGGGCCCUGCGGGGAAGCAGCUGCUGCGGGCAGCCGGGGGCCGGGGGCUCGCUCCACCCUGCAGACAAGCUCGGGGGAGAGGCGGACGGGCCGCCGCCGCCGCUGCUGCUGCUGCAGAACGGAGGCGGCAACGGGGCGGCCCCGGAGCAGCCGCCGCUGGCCAAACCCGGCGGCGGCGGCGGCGGCGGCAAACAGCCCCGGCAGCCGCCUCAGCCGGCCGCGCUGCAGAGACCCUGGGAGAAGCUUCGCCUGGAGGAGCGGGAGGCGGAGAAGGAGGCGAGGAAAGUCAGCAAGAGCAUCGACCGGGUGCUGAAGGAGCAGAAGCGGGAGUACAAGCAAACGCACCGGCUGCUGCUGCUGGGAGCUGGUGAGUCAGGAAAAAGUACUAUUGUGAAACAAAUGAGGAUCCUGCAUGUCAAUGGAUUUAAUUCAGAAGAAAAGAAACAGAAAAUACUGGAUAUUCGGAAAAAUGUUAAAGAUGCAAUUGUGACUAUAGUUUCAGCAAUGGGCACUUUAAUACCCCCAGUUCCACUGGCCAAUCCAGAAAACCAAUUUCGAAUGGACUACAUCAAGAGUAUAGCUCCACUUUCUGACUUUGACUAUACACAGGAAUUCUUUGAACAUGCAAAAAAGCUCUGGGAUGAUGAAGGAGUAAAGGCAUGCUUCGAGAGGUCAAACGAAUACCAACUGAUUGACUGUGCACAGUACUUUCUGGAAAGAAUUGACAGCGUCAGUAUGGUUGACUAUACACCCACAGACCAGGAUCUAUUAAGAUGCAGAGUUUUGACAUCAGGGAUUUUUGAAACAAGAUUUCAAGUAGAUAAAGUAAAUUUUCACAUGUUUGAUGUAGGUGGCCAGAGAGAUGAAAGAAGAAAAUGGAUCCAAUGUUUUAAUGAUGUCACUGCUAUAAUCUUCGUUGUGGCCUGUAGCAGCUACAACAUGGUAAUAAGGGAAGACAAUAACACAAACAGACUACGGGAAUCCCUGGAUCUCUUCAAAAGCAUCUGGAACAACAGGUGGUUACGGACCAUUUCUAUCAUUUUGUUCUUGAAUAAACAGGAUAUGCUAGCUGAAAAGGUCUUGGCAGGGAAAUCAAAAAUUGAAGAUUACUUUCCUGAAUAUGUGCGUUACACUGUACCUGAUGAUGCAACACCAGAUGCUGGAGAAGAUCCCAAAGUCACAAGAGCCAAGUUCUUUAUCCGGGACGAGUUUUUAAGGAUAAGUACAGCAAGUGGAGAUGGCAGGCAUUACUGCUACCCACAUUUCACAUGUGCAGUGGACACAGAAAACAUCCGCAGAGUGUUCAACGAUUGUCGAGACAUCAUUCAGAGAAUGCACCUUCGCCAGUAUGAACUCUUGUGAUUGGGAUCACCGUGGAGCCUGUGGUUUUAAAUACUUAGCUCCUUAUUCUCUUGCUCUCUCUCUCUUUGUACUAUGCCACACAGGGUGGAAGAAAAUACUACAGAAAUGUCAGUCUUUUCAGGUUGUUUACCUUAAUUAUUUAGCCUUUGAGCUGGUUUGCAGCAAGUUUGGGUUUCUCUUCCGCCAUGCUUUUUGGGACUAUUUUUGUGCUUUAUUUUGAUAUGCCACUUCUUUGUCAUUCCACUAAGCCUUUGGCUACCUCUGUUGCUUUAGAGGUGUGUUUGUUUGUUUUUUGGGUUUUGUUUUUGCUAAUUGAACAUAACCUGCUAAAUUUUUUCCAGUAGGUUAUGUUAGUUCAAACUGGUAUGUCAGCUGGAUGACACUAAAGUCAUACCUAUCCUUGUGUGGGUCCCUUUUUUAACAUAUUAAGAGUACUUGAUGGGUGAAAAAAGAAUAAUGCACUUUGUAUCAGGUUAUUAAAUACUGUUGAGGAAGUAUACACACAAUGUAGCAGCACCACAAUAUUUAUUACUCUGUCACAGUUUUUAGCAUUACUGAGUUGCAGGUCAACUGAUAAAGUGACCUCCUCUUUUAAGCCGUUACUGGCACAGGAAGUAGAGUAGAUAAUGAGAGGCAUGGUGAAGAUAAGCAAUUUUUCUGGGGUUUUGGGGCUAAGUGCCUCUACACACCUCAGGCAUUUGAAUUACAGCUACUUUUUCAGCCUAUUGCAUCUAGGCAGAAAAUUUACCACCCUCACUUAUGUUGUUUGUGCUGUCCACAAAUGAUCCGUUUAGUUUAGAUCAUUCUUGGACAACAGUCCUCUCCCUAUAUAUAUAUAUUUUUUUGUUUUACUGCUGGUUUAUUAUAUUGUACAGACUGUAAAAUGUAAUAUUAUUUUGUACAACUUUAUUGAAGAAAAAUACUUGUAGAAGAUCUUUGUGCCUUGAUUAUGGCUGUACCUGUAAAAUGAGCUAAGAUGUAAGUAUGUUUUUGAUUGCGCUGUACAGCUUGAUGUCAACCUUACCUGCAGCAGUGACUGGAGGUAAGAACUUUAUCUGUAGAGUUUAGGGAUUUUUUUCUGAUUUAUAUAAAAACAAUGCUCUUUAGUAUGAAAAAUAUAAAUUAUGCAAAUUAACCACUUACCUUUUCAAGUAAGGUAUUACAGGCACCGGAUGUUGCAGCAACAUGCCUUUCUCUUUUGAAAUCUCAGCUUUAAAAUAUUGGAAUUCAUUCAAGUAUCCAAAUUGCAACCUGGUGUUGUUUUAAUGGGAAUCAAGGAUUUUUUUUCCUUUAACUUUAGAAAAUAUGUUUAGUAAUUCUUUGGUCAUUCAUAGUACAUCACAAUUGCACAGGCCGAUUGUGAAUGUGUAAAGCACCAUUAUAUAGAGCUUGUCAAUCUUUGUACCAACAGCAGCUUUCAUUGUGCAAGUAAAUAGCAAGAAGGGGGGGUGGGGGGGAGAGGAGGUAUAAACCCUUGUGUCUGGCCUAAGAGAAUUACAAGAUGACAUUUUUAUUUCUCUUUUAAUAAAGAGACAUUAGAAAAUUGUUUUAUUUUAAAUAUUGUAGAAUCAAACUGUGUGAAUAUUUCUCAAACUUGAAUAAUUUAUGCAAAUGACAUUCUCAAAACAAGUUGUGGUACAGUACAAUAUAUAAAAGCAAGAAUUGCUGUAGCAAUAAGGCAUGUCCUUUUUAGUAACUAUAACACUGCUUUAUAUUUUAUACAUAGGUGUUAUGUCUCUGUGAGUAUAUACUUUUCCUGUGUCCAAGAUAACCUGUACAAAUGUCUAAAAUUACAGUUGCAAUAACAGAAACCUAGAGAAGUGUUAGCCUACAUUACUUCAUAGCUUGUUUAAUCACUCCUUGGACUAUCUCCAUCCUGUUUUUAAAUUUUAGGGACAAAUUAAGAUCUAUGAAUCAGGUUUCUAUAAUACAGCCAUGAUUUGUGUUAUUUAUAAACCCAGUACUCUGUUACUUAAAAUUAAAUUAGAGAAAUUUAGUAAUUUUAUUUUAAAAUAGGAUAAUUUUAGAGACAGUACAAUAUCUUUGUAAGAUUAUCCUUCCAAGUGAAAUUGCUAGUAGGAUGUAUAGUCUUGAUAUUUCUGUAUUUGCAAUUCAGUUAUGUAUUUCCUAGAAAGUGAAAGGCAGGGGUUAGUUAGUAAUAGGUAUAAUUCUUUAAAUCUACCACUGCCAGUUAUGCAUACAUUUUCACACCUUCCCUUCCAAAAUUACUUUAGAAACAUACAAAAUUUACCUUUUAAAAAGUGGGAAUGAAUAAAAGAAAAAGUAGGCUAAAAACCCCUGCCUCUGCAGGAGCAUCAAAAGGAAAACUGGUUCCUGCUGUGGACUUUCCUUAUGUUUUUUCUUGUAAUUGCAUUUGUCUAUUCUGUCCCCACAAAGCAGCAGGGAUUCUGGCUUCUAGAUUUUUUGCAACCUAGCUACCCCGUUGGGAGGCUCUCUGCCGCUACGCCAGCUCUGAGGAUUGCUGUGGCUCCAAUGGAGCUCUGCUGCUACAGCUUUCCCCUACGAAGCAAUCCCCAAAACUCCAUUAAAGUUGACAUUACAGCUCAAAGCUGGCUCUGCAUUAAUAUAACCAAGUUUUGUUAACGUUCUUUUGGAAUCAUACAGGGGCAUAAUACGCACCUGGUCCCCUACAUGGCUCCAGCAUGAAGCAAUGAGAAAAUGUUCCUUCAGCAGUAUCUGACCACCUUUGUUGGGGAAAACCUCUCCAUGCUGACCUAUAGGGUGCAAUAGGGCCCUGUAGUUUAUCAUAGCACAUUUUAUUAAAAAGAGCAGCUUGAGAGGUUCCACCCCUAAUUUUUGGAAGGUCUGGAGGGGUGGGAAGAUGGUCUGGCAAACACAGCAGGGAUUUCUCCCAAACAACAGUUUUUUGUGCGUGACAGCUUAGAAAUGCUAAGGAAAUCCGCUGAUGUAUCAGAGCACGUAGCAAUAAAACAUACAGGGAUGGUUCCAGCUUGAAAGACUAUUCCUCCUCCCAGGUAGGACAUACUAGUGCAGAUAAGUGUUGAGGAUGUAGGAUUUACAUAAUGUACAGUUACAAACUUUUAGUAUACAUAUUUGAUACAAAAAUUAUAGCAACGAAAUGGACUCAUUUGAUUGUAGAAUACUGUAUUUUUGUACAGCAUGAAAACAGUUCAUUUCAGUUAAUUUAUCCUGUAGUAGUCAUAUCAACUGUGUAGGAUUUCUAUGGUAUGUGUAAAUGCGACCUGCCUUCGGAUUAACAAUCCAAUGAGGUCAUUUGCUGGCAUGAAUAUAGUCUGAUGUUUGACUGUUCUCAGCUUUGGUAUUUCAGUAACUGAAUGCAGAUGUCUGGCUCUUCAUACUGCUUUAUGCUUCCUGAUUAAGUGCUGAGCAAAAUAAAAAGGUGAAUUGAGAAGUUGAAGAUGAGCUAGUAUCAGUACCCCAAGUAGAGCCCCUGCUAUACAGUAUAUAGUAACCACUCUGCUCUCAAGUGGAAGGAAACACUUGUAGAGGGAGAUGUCGGUUGGUGUUAUGCUGCCCUGAAAAAGAAAGGACAGACCAUCACGCUGUUGCUAAGAGGUUGGGUAUAGGUUUAGUGAUUCUACAUCAAAAACAGCUGAGAUAUUUGAGUUCUACAUUAGGUUGCAGAACCUGGACUAAUAUAGUACCAAUGCCAUGCAGUCGGUCCACUCCCUAUAGCACUGGAGACUAGACAUGCUGCAGAGGUAAUGUGCAUGGCUUGAUAGCAACCUCUUUAAGGAAAAUAGAAUACGCAAAAGCACUUGAUUGGAUAGGUUAGCAGCUGGUAAAAGCAGGACUACUUAGCGAAAGAAACAUGCCAACAGUUAAAUAAAAUACAUGGAUUAAGACGGGACCGGGUGGUGUCUAUGGACUAAAGAGUGUAAACCAAAGAGCAAUGAGAUUUGAGUUUCUUUUCCCCAUGCCACAAGAUGCUGAAAAAAGUAAACAAACUGAUUUUAGGUUUUGCUAUUUAAAAAAAGAACUUUUCAAAAAAUUGAAUGAUUGUAAAACUGGUUGUUUUCUCCAUCUCUACAUGGUACGUAAUAAAGAAGAUACUGUACAUUAGAACUAUCUGAUGGAGCUUAACCAACAUUCUAAGUGAAUAUUAGAAAACAUGUGAAUUGAAACUAAUGAGGCAGAUUGUCAGAAACAUAGGAGAACUUGCCCUCUCUGAAGUAGUUAAUGGGUGAGUCUGAAAGGCAAGAAAGCCAUGUAGAAAUCUGAGACAGAUACGGUCUUAUUUUCAUAGCAGAUAAAUCAGCCAAGCAAAACUAGCCUUUCUACUGUUCAGUGCAUGGUACUGAUGUUUAUUUUUGUUUUUGUUUUUUAAACAAGUCAAUAGUUUACCCUGCACCCUCUUUAUAAGAAACUCCGUUACACAUGCUUUUUACAAAUAUACAAAAUAGACCUUUAACAGCACUUCCUUGUACCACACAACCUGUGUGGCUCCCCUAGAUGUGCUUUUAAAGUGGAUGCAGUGUAUUAAGUAAAUGUUGGGUUUAAGGGAGAGUGGGUGUUCUGCCUUUUUAAAAAAAAACAGGUAGCAGCAGUUUAAUAAAUAGCUGAUUGCCAUGUUGAUUUAUAUUUAUGAAAGUUACCUGACAAAAAUAAAAAUCUUUAAAUUUAC
Messenger RNA from Dermochelys coriacea (leatherback sea turtle), 6422 nucleotides. RefSeq names its product G protein subunit alpha L (gene GNAL). The record is from RefSeq and is a predicted model, not a curated record. The transcript has 12 exons. Lineage: Eukaryota; Metazoa; Chordata; Testudines; Dermochelyidae. Gene Ontology annotation, molecular function: G protein-coupled receptor binding; GTPase activity; GTP binding. Gene Ontology annotation, biological process: adenylate cyclase-modulating G protein-coupled receptor signaling pathway. Gene Ontology annotation, cellular component: heterotrimeric G-protein complex. The coding region runs from base 308 to 1795 and encodes 495 amino acids.